AUGACGACCACUAAAGGAAAACAUUGUGAACUCAAGAGUAGUCCUUCUGAUUUUAAUUUAUAUGGUUGCCAUUGCUCAAGCCUUUGGAAUAAUACCGAUAUUGACCAUGAUGUUCGUGCGCCUGUUGAUGAUGUUGAUCAGUUCGAUAUUAUUUUCUAUAUUUUAAUACAUAACCAAAUAAAAAAUCAAAAAUAGUUUAAUCAUAGUGAAUUAAGAAAUAUAAAAAAACAAAGAACAGGGUAGCAUCGAACCUCCAACCCCUAGGCCAACUCCAAAUGCUUUACUGACUAAGCCACAGAGACAACUAACUCUUUCUUCUU
Molecule: messenger RNA, 320 nt
Organism: Meloidogyne enterolobii
Lineage: Eukaryota; Metazoa; Nematoda; Chromadorea; Rhabditida; Meloidogynidae
Source: the annotation of a GenBank genome assembly